AUGUCUGACGCAGCAGCUAAAGGAGGAAAACAGGCACCUAAAGUAGCCAAGAAAGGUGAAAAAAGAGCCGGCAAAAAAGGAGGAAAGAUUGGUGGAACUGGUGAAAAGAAACGCAAGAGAAAGAGAAAGGAAAGUUAUGCUAUUUACAUCUACAAUGUUUUGAAACAAGUUCACCCAGAUGUCGGAGUUUCAAGCAAAGCUAUGAGCAUCAUGAACUCAUUUGUCAACGACAUCUUUGAGCGCAUUGCUUCCGAAGCUUCGCGUUUGGCUCUUCAAAACAAAAAGUCGACCAUCUCUUCUCGUGAAAUUCAAACCGCAGUACGUCUUCUCUUGCCUGGAGAACUUGCAAAACACGCAGUCAGUGAAGGAACAAAAGCCGUCACAAAAUACACAAGCAGCAAGUAAAC
Hydractinia symbiolongicarpus is the source of this 407-nucleotide messenger RNA. Its product is annotated as histone H2B, gonadal-like. Gene Ontology annotation, molecular function: structural constituent of chromatin; protein heterodimerization activity; DNA binding. Lineage: Eukaryota; Metazoa; Cnidaria; Hydrozoa; Anthoathecata; Hydractiniidae. Gene Ontology annotation, cellular component: nucleosome. The transcript has a single exon. The record is from RefSeq and is a predicted model, not a curated record. Bases 1 to 405 code for a protein of 134 amino acids.